Messenger RNA from Trypanosoma cruzi, 405 nucleotides. RefSeq lists its product as uncharacterized. The transcript has a single exon. Bases 1 to 405 code for a protein of 134 amino acids. Lineage: Eukaryota; Euglenozoa; Kinetoplastea; Trypanosomatida; Trypanosomatidae. The record is from RefSeq and is a predicted model, not a curated record.
AUGCAGGAAAAUAAUAUUCACAUGUCGUACCCAAACUACGUGAUUGUGCAUCGCGGGAGCCAGAUGGUGUUCGUCGCCCUUCCAGCGGAGGCGAAGUGGAUAGAAGCCCGUCUCACCUACGCUGCGCUCAUGAAUUUGGAUCCACAGCGAACGAUGCUCACGCCUCACUUUGCCUCAAUGGAUAAAGGCACUCCUCCUCUGUGUCCAGAUGAUUCACUUAUUGAGUGGCCCGCCUCUGAGGCUCUUCAUACAGUUGCAGUUGAGGCGUCGCCGGACGGCACAUGGACCGCAUUGACGAGCAACUUGCGACCACUCGAGUCGCGAAGCUUUGAGCUGGAGAAAAUUCCACAGGCCGUUUCGAAAUAUUUGACUGAAGUUCAACAAGACGUGCAUCCAAAUGCAUAA